GGCUGCUCCGCGGGCUCUGCCCACAACUGGCGAAGAGGCCGGCGCCGGGCGCGGGUGGCCCCGGGACUAGGAGGACCUGGGUGCACGGGCGCGCACGGGCGAGCCCGGCGGGAGCGGCCAGAGGGGUGCAGGGAGGUGGCCACGCGGUGGACGGCCCCGAGGUGGCCCCUCUGAGAAGGGUGGCCUCAGCCACCUCCGGAUGCUGGUGCUGCCGCCCCCCUGCCCUCAGCCCCGGGCGCUGGCCAAGGCGGAGGCCAUGGAGGACCCGCGCCCUGGGACAGGCCGGUCCCCAGAACCCGGACCUUCCUCCUCCGCAGGAAGCCCCCCGCCCUCCUCCCCUCCGAGGCCCAACCACUACCUGCUCAUUGACACGCAGGGCGUCCCGUACACCGUGCUGGUGGAGGAGGAGGCUGCGAGGCAGCCCGGGCCUGCGGGGACCUCAGCCCAGAAGAAGUGCUACAGCUGCCCCGUGUGCUCCCGCGCCUUCGAGUACAUGUCCUACCUGCAGCGCCACAGCAUCACCCACUCGGAGGUGAAGCCCUUCGCGUGCGACACCUGCGGGAAGACCUUCAAGCGGGCCAGCCACCUGGCGCGGCACCACUCCAUCCAUCGGGCCGGCGGGGGGCGGCCCCACGGCUGCCCGCUCUGCCCGCGCCGGUUCCGGGAGGCGGGCGAGCUGGCCCAGCACAGCCGGGUUCACUCGGGGGAGCGCCCGUUCCAGUGCCCGCACUGCCCGCGCCGGUUUAUGGAGCAGAACACGCUGCAGAAGCACAUCCGGUGGAAGCACCCGUGAGCCGGGCCGCCGGGCACCCCUGGUACCGUGGGAUCUGGGGGAGCCCGGACUCCUGCGGUUCUCAGACACCCGGAGGGCACCCGAGGCUGGGCUGUGGGGCCCUGGACACGGACACGGACCCACCUGCCGCGGAGGCCAAGCCCCGCGGAGGGAGGAGCUCCGGAGUCACCGCGGGUCCUGCGUUUUGGAGACAAGACGGGAACAAGACCUCAGUUCUCAGAGUGGAGGCCUCCAGGCUGGGCCCUGACAGGGGCCGUGGGUGGGCCGCUGGGCGUGGACAUUCUCUGGCCUGAAGAUGUGGUUGGGGGCCAUCGGGAACCCACUCGAUCUCCUUGAGGCCUCCAUGCGGAUGUUGGGGCGGGGCUCCAGACCUGGUCCCCCCCCCCCCCCCCCCCCCCUACUCCAGCUAGGGACUGAGUCGUCACCCAAUAAACCCGUUUUCUACUUUGAGCACUAGAAGCUUCUUUUUGGACCGAGGCUUGGUCAACCCGCUGCCCGGCAGGGAGACUCAGCGAGUGCCUGGCCCAGUGGGCCUCAGCUUGCCUGAGGGGGAAGGGGCCAGUCUGUGCUUGGCCGCUCAGGACCUGUGUCAUAGGCAGUGGUUUUUUAAAAAAUAAUAUAAUUAAAAAAAAUAAUUUUUUUAUUGAUUCCAGAGAGAAAGGGAGAUAAAAACAUCAAUGAUGAGAAUCAUGGAUUGGCUGCCUCCUGCACUCCCCCCACUGGGGAUUGAGCCCAGAACCCAGGCAUGUGGCCCUGACCGGGAAUCGAACCCGGACCUCUGGCUCCUAGGUUGACACUCAACCACUGAGCCACACCAGCCGGGCCUAUGACUUCUUUUAAAAGACUUUUGAUUUUGAGAGAGAGAGAGAGGAAGGGAGAGGGAGAGGGAAAGAGUGAACCAUCAAUGUGGAGAGCAAGCAUCAGUGGGCUGCCUCCUGCACGCCCCCUAUCGGUGGCCAAGCCUGAAAUGCAAGCCCAUGUGCCCUGACUGGAAAUCGAAGAGGCAACCUUUCCAUGCUCGGGAGGAUGCCCAACCAACCCUCCCGCCAGCCAGGGGCCAUUUGUGACUUCUUAAUGGCCGAUUCCAUCCUACUAUCUGAAUUCUCCGCCCAUGAACCUGUAGUGUGAAAAACACCCAUCUAGGGCAGAUGCCUCCCUUGGACUUAAAAAAAAUAAAAUAAGUUCUGCCCUAGCCGGUUUAGCUCAGUGGAUAGAGCGUCGGCCUGCGGACCGAAGGGUCCUGGGUUCGAUUCUGGUCAAGGGGAAAUACUUCGGUUGCAGGCUCCUCCCCAGCUGGGCCCUGGUGGGGCUUGUGCAGGAGGCAACCCAUCCAUGUGUUUCUAUCACAUCGAUAUUUCUCUCUCUCUUCCACUCUUUCUAAAAACCAAUGGAAAAAUAUCCUCGAGUGAGGAUUUAAAAAGUAAAUAAAACAUCCUCAUCCGAAGAUAUGUUUUUCAUUGAUUCUAGAGAGCAUCUGUUACCUCCUGUGUAUGCCGCGACCAGGGAUCAAAACCUGGGCAUGUGCCGGGAGAGGGGACGGAAGCCCAGACCCUUCCACACCGGGGAGGGCGCUCUAACCAGAGGGCCACACGGCCAGGGCGCUCCCAGGUUUUGGCGAGGCUGCCACUUAUUAGUACUGGGGAGCGGGUAGGAGCGGGCACAGCCCUCUGUGUCGCAGACAUCUAGGCCCCCACCCCCACCCCCCGCAGGGUUCACGCUGUGCUCCCGGGAGGGCUGGCAACGCUCCCAGGGCUUGGCGGCUCCGGGCGAACGGGGGGAGGAGAGGCGGGCGGAGCUGCGGCGGGCGCGGGAUGAGCCCCCGCUUCUCCAGGAGCCUUUCUGGGCCUCUGCGCGGUGCCGGGCGCAGUGCGGGGCCGCGUCGCUUCUCCCGACCCGGUUUUGAGCGGAAGAACGGACAAGCCAGCCGCUUCCGCUCCGCCGGGGGCAGAGAGCCUCCCGCGGCCUGACCUCCGCUGGCUCUAACGGCUAACGGAGCCGACCUGCAUCUCCAGCCCCGACGGUGGCCGCGCGCGGGGCGGGGCGUUUGCGCGUGACGUCACUGCAUCCUCCCCACUUUACAGUGUCUCUGAGGUGCUCGGCGGCCCGGGUCCGCGGGAGGCCGCGCCAUGAACGACCGCAGCAGCCGGAGGAGGACGCGUGAGGAAGCGGGACCCUGCCCCACCCCCGCCCUCUCCUCCCCAGGGUGGGGCCUGGUUCCAGGGGGCGGCACUUCCCUGGGCCGACC
This is a messenger RNA of Myotis daubentonii (Daubenton's bat), 3038 nucleotides long. It is a transcript of the gene ZNF581, whose product is annotated as zinc finger protein 581. The record is from RefSeq and is a predicted model, not a curated record. Gene Ontology annotation, molecular function: DNA-binding transcription factor activity, RNA polymerase II-specific. Gene Ontology annotation, cellular component: nucleus. Gene Ontology annotation, biological process: regulation of transcription by RNA polymerase II. NCBI's taxonomy places the organism in Eukaryota, Metazoa, Chordata, Mammalia, Chiroptera, Vespertilionidae.